Messenger RNA from Nylanderia fulva, 481 nucleotides. NCBI's taxonomy places the organism in Eukaryota, Metazoa, Arthropoda, Insecta, Hymenoptera, Formicidae. The record is from RefSeq and is a predicted model, not a curated record.
ACAUAUCAGCCUAUAUAUAAGCUGAGGAUUGUUGGAAAGAUUCAGAACAUUUGGAAGAGAGGUCAGUGCAGGACCUGCAGAAAAGAAAUCAGCGAAAAUUAUUAAGAUGGGAAAACUCAUUUCACUUCUUUGCUUAGCGUUUCUCGCAAUGACUUUAGUUGUGGCUACUGAAUCAUCUGUUCGCUCUUGUAUACCACAUGGCAAACCAUGCACAAAUGAAGAUGAGUGUUGCCAUGGAAAAGUUGCAUUUGUAUGCCAUCCAUGGAAACAUAUUUGCACUGGAGGACCCAAAUUUCCAUUCAUACCGUCGUGGCCAAUAAUAAAUCCAGCUAACAUUCAAUUAGAUUUCGAGGAUUCUUUAUAUGAUUGACUUGAAUUGUUUCAUUUAAUCUUGUGUUUAAUUUAGAAAAAUUGUUCAAUUUAGAAAAGAAUGUGACUCACUACUGUAAUUGAAAAUAUAUAUGUAUUUGCUUAUUCAUUA